AUGAGCGACAUGAGGAAUGUAAACAAUUGGCACUGGGUCAGUAAGGAUUGUCGUCCUUGGGCAAAGAAAUACUUGACAGAACAGUUGGUCGAUCUUUCAACAAAGAAAGACAAUGUGAAUGCGAAAAUCACAAGUUUAGACGAAUGCAACGGUGACGUCGACCUCAAUCAAAGAAAAGGAAAACUGUUUGCCAUUUAUGAUUUAGUUUUGAAAUUUAGCUGGGAAGGUAACUUUGGGAGGAAUCAACACGAUAAGCGAGCAUUUGGAACGAUUUCUGUACCUGAAUUUGCAUAUGAUACAGAGGAAUAUGUGUUUAAAUGUACAGUCAAUCAAUCAUCCGAAUUUGAUUUGAAAGCAAAGCAAGUUGUUCAAUCAUUGUUAAUACCUUUAAUGAAAGAGAGGCUUGCAAAAUUUGCUAGCGAGCUAAUUGACAGCUAUAGCGCAGACCUCUAUGUAAACAGUAGCAACAAAAAAGAGCCUGCUCAAAACAAGUCCAGUGUAUCCUUGCAGCCUAUUAGAUCAUGUGAGGAUAAAGAUACGGUUGUCAAGACGACUGUUGUCAAUCAUUCUUUUGAAUUCAAGGGAGGUGAUGCAAAACAGAUCUAUGAAGCACUCUUGGAUCCAAAACGUGCCGUUAUCUGGACAAGGACGAGCAAGUCAUUAAAACUAUCAAAGCAGGCCGGAUCUACAUUUGAAUUAUUUGAUGGUAAUGUACAAGGUGUACUACUUGACUUGAUGCCAAACAAGCAAAUUCGACAAACAUGGAGAUUAAAAUCAUGGCCAAAAGGGCAUUUCUCUACUGUAACCAUCAACUUGUUAAACUCCCAGGAAGGUGUCACGAUACAUGUCAACCAAACCGGUGUUCCCGCGAGUGAGGAAGGGUCUAUUGAAAGGAACUGGAUGGGGUAUUAUUGGCAAUCUAUUCAAGCCCAUUAUCCACAGCUAAGCUCAAUGCCUAUUGAAAGAGAGCAUAGCUUUGUCAGAUAUCAAUAUUAUACAUUGAUAGUUUGUUUUAUCAUCUUGGCCUUAUCCAUUGUUAUUUCCUUUUCGACAACAAUAAAACUUUAA
Molecule: messenger RNA, 1068 nt
Organism: Rhizopus microsporus ATCC 52813
Lineage: Eukaryota; Fungi; Mucoromycota; Mucoromycetes; Mucorales; Rhizopodaceae
Exons: 6
Coding region: 1-1068 (355 amino acids)
Biological process (GO): positive regulation of ATP-dependent activity; protein folding
Cellular component (GO): cytosol
Molecular function (GO): ATPase activator activity; protein-folding chaperone binding
Source: RefSeq, a predicted model, not a curated record